Molecule: messenger RNA, 3738 nt
Organism: Sarcophilus harrisii (Tasmanian devil)
Lineage: Eukaryota; Metazoa; Chordata; Mammalia; Dasyuromorphia; Dasyuridae
Gene: SCARF2
Product: scavenger receptor class F member 2
Molecular function (GO): scavenger receptor activity
Source: RefSeq, a predicted model, not a curated record
GCUGGCGGGGCAGGGCCGCCGCGAGGGUGGGGUUUGGGCGGCGCUACGCGGAGGCGGCCCGAGGCUGGCCCGGGAUCAGGGGAGCCGAUGUGGAAUUUCCUGCCGGGCCCGGCCCCCUCCCCUCUCCCCUCCUCCCCUGCCCGCCCCGCCGGGCCUCGCCUCUCGCCUCUCGGCCCCGGGCUCCCCCUGCACUCGGCUUCCGGCCGCGCUCCCUGCAGCCGCUCUGCGCCCCGCGCCCCCCCCCUCCCCCGGCCCGGCAUGGGGGGCCCCGGGGCUCGCGCCGGCCGCGCGCCGCGGCCGUGGCCCCUGCCGCCGUCGCCGCCUGCCCUGGUGCUCCUGCCGCCGCUGCUGCUGCUGCUGCUGCCGCUGCCGCCUCCGCUGCGAGCCGCCCCGGAGCUGAGCCCGCGGGGACGCAAUGUGUGCCGGGCGCCCGGCGCCCAAGUGCUCGCGUGCUGUGCGGGAUGGAGGCAGCAAGGCGAGGAGUGCACCGUCGCCCUGUGCGAGGGGAACUCCACGUGCUCGGAGAACGAGGUGUGCGUGCGCCCGGGCGAGUGCCGAUGCCGCCACGGCUACUUCGGAGCCACGUGCGACACCAAGUGCCCGCCCCAGUUCUGGGGCCCCGACUGCAAGGAGCUGUGUAGCUGCCACCCGCACGGGCAGUGCGAGGACGUGACGGGGCAGUGUACGCAGACCGCUGGGGGACAAGGCUCAGCACGCUGCGCUGUGCUAACACGGGCGCGGGUACCUGAGAGCGGGCAAGGUGGCCAGAAGCCUGGGUGGGGUUUCAGUGCGCAGGCCUGUUACUGCAGCCAGACGUCCCAGUGCGAGCCGCAGACGGGCGCGUGCCUCUGCCACACCGGCUGGUGGGGCCGCAGCUGCAACAACCAGUGCUCGUGCAACGGCUCCCCCUGCGAGCAGUUCAGCGGUGCCCAGGCGGGAGCGGAGUCGGGGGGCUUGCAGCGCUACUGCCAGUGCUACCGCGGCCGCUGCAACCCGCUGGACGGCACGUGCGCCUGCGAGCCGGGCUACCGGGGCAAGUACUGCCGCGAGACGUGUCCCGCCGGCUUCUACGGCCAGGGCUGCCGCCGCAGGUGCGGCCAGUGCAAGGGCCAGCAGCCGUGCACGGUGGCGGAGGGCCGCUGCCUCACCUGCGAGGCGGGCUGGAACGGGACCAAGUGCGACCAGCCGUGCGGGCCGGGCUUCUACGGGGACGGCUGUGAGCUGCGCUGCCCGCCCUGCCGAGAUGGCCACACCUGCAACCACAUCACCGGCAAGUGCACGCGCUGCAACGCCGGCUGGAUCGGGGACCGGUGCGAAUCUAAGUGCAGCAACGGCACGUACGGCGAGGACUGCGCCUUCGUGUGCAGCGACUGCAGCAGCGGCCACUGCGACUUCCAGUCCGGGCGCUGCCUGUGCGGCGCCGGCGCCCGCGGCCCCCACUGUAACCGCUGCCUCCCAGGCCACCAUGGAGUGGACUGUGCCCAGGGUGGCAGCUGCCACGAGGACACGUGUGACCCUGUGACGGGGGCCUGCCACAUGGAAACCAACCAGGCGCCAGGGGUGAUGGCUGGGGCCCUCCUCAUCCUCCUGUUGGGCCUGCUCCUCUCACUGCUGGGCUGCUGUGUCUGCGGAGCAAGGACCCAGCCGCCCAGUAAGUCCUGCCAGGGUCCGCUCUUUGGUCCUUUAGAUUUCCAGCAGCUGGGCUUGCCUCUUGGUCCCUGCCAGCUGUGUGGCUAGUUCCCAAGCGUCCUGUGGCCGCUGCGCAUCAGCAUGAAGUUGCCCCGGAUCCCUCUGCGGAGACAGAAGCUGCCCAAGGUUGUGGUGGCUCAUCAUGACCCCGAGAACACCCUGAACUGCAGCUUCCUGGAGCCGCCCUCUGUCCUGGAUCCCCCCUCGCCGUCCUGGUCUUCUCGGGCUUCCUUCUCCUCCUUUGACACCACGGAUGAAGGCCCUGUGUACUGUGUGCCCCACGAAGAAUCAGCACCCGAGAAUCCGGAGGGGGAGCCCUCUGGCCCCCCUGCCGAGGCGCCCGGGGUCCCUGGGCCCAGGGAGGGGGAAGACGCCAGCGUGGGCCCCUCCGGGGCCGCCGACAGCCGGGAGACGGUGCUGCUGGUGUCCUCGGACAGCGAGAGGUCGGCUUCCAGCCCGGAGCUCCCGCCGGCCGCCCUGUACGCGCGCGUGGCCCGGCUGGCCAAGCAGCCCGCGGCCGAGGCCGAGGGCCUGUCCCCCUCCCCCGAGAGGAGGAAGCCCCCGCCCCCGGACCCCUCCACCAAGCCCAAGGUGUCCUGGAUCCACGGGCGGUACAGCUCCCAGCAGUCCAAUUCCUUGCCGGCCUCCAGCAGAGCCCCCGACGCCGGCCACUGCCUGAGCAAAAGGAAACGGACCCCCAGCGAGACGUCCUCCGGCCUCCGCGGGCGGGGCGAGGAGCCGGGCAGCCCCAGGGGCCCCGACAAGGGGCCGAAGCCCCCCAGCGUCCCCGAGGGCCGGCCGGGGGCGGAGGAGCCGCUGGCUCAGGGGUUCCCUCGGGCCCGGGAAAGGGGCCCCGGGGGCUCGGAGCCCGCCGACGCUGGCCCGCAGAAGCCCCGGGCCGAGGGGCUGCCCUCCCGGCUGUCCCCCGAGGCGGCCGCGCUGCUGGCCACGCAGCUCAAGGAAAAGACUGGGAGCCUCGGCCGGGGGGAGGCGGGCACCCAGCAGAACGGCCUGGGGGCCCCCCAGCCCCACCGGGAGAAGCCUGCCCCGCCCCAGAAGGCCAAGCGGUCCAGCUUGCCUGGCUCGCGCAAGGCCGGAGCCUCCAGCUCUCCGGCCUAUCACAGGCCCCAGGUGGGCGGCCUGGAGGCCCCCGCUGCCUCCGGGGACCCCUUCGGGGCUGGGGCUGGGAAGCUGGACACUGGCAGGCCGGGGAGCCAGGAGCCGUCUGGCCUGGCCGAGGUGCCCAGGAAAAAGACCCCCAUCCAGAAACCACCCCGGAAAAAGAGCCGGGAGGCUGGCAGCGGGGAGCAGGGCAAAGCGGUCCCCUCCCCGCCCUAGGCACCGUGGGGGGCGGGGCCGGGAGGCCGGAGUCCUUCCUGCACCCUUCCACCCCUCUCUUCCCGCCCUCAGGCCCCGUUUUGGGCCUUUAGGACCAGCAUCCCCCAGUCUUCUCUGGAAGUUUGCCUCUUACUCUCAUGUAGUCUGUAAUUUGUACCUGGGUUUGGGCCCAGCUUGCAGUCGGGCGAUCCCUGACCAGUCCGGCUUCCCACUGGCCAAAGCCAAGAGUCCUGGCCAGCCCGGCUUCUCAUUGGCCAAAGCCAGGAGAGCCCCCGGAGCAGAACCUCUUUUUAGGCUUGAGGUCAGUGCUCCCGUCAGCCUAGCUGACCAUCCCCAGGGGAGGAGAGCUGGCUCCCCGAGCUCCCGAAAGCGCUUCCUGGCCUCCGCCUGCCCUGGCCCAGGCCGCCCCUUUCCCCUGUGCAGGGAGAGCCGUGUACCAUGUUCGAUGCCCCUCCCCCUGCUGUCUGCCCCCUGCUCAGUGCCAGCCCUGCCUUCCUCUGCAGUCAAGCUGGUAUUGACUGCUCCAUGUGGGCGCGGGAGGAGCGCCUGCGCCCCCUCCAGAGGAGAGGUGUAUUUAUGAGCUGGCUCCAGGGGGCCCGGGCACCCCCCAGCGGAGCUGCCCCGCAGGAUGGGUCUCCGGCCGGUGCGUGUCUGUGCGCGGGGAGGGUUUUUGCCUAAAGCUUUCUUAAUAAAAACAUGUAUCUUUCCUGA